Molecule: messenger RNA, 1093 nt
Organism: Rubroshorea leprosula
Lineage: Eukaryota; Viridiplantae; Streptophyta; Magnoliopsida; Malvales; Dipterocarpaceae
Source: the annotation of a GenBank genome assembly
UGUGAGUCAUUUUAAUGACCAUAGUCUAUAAUGUUGUUAAAGUAAAUUCAGUGUUGGUGGUGAAUGAUUGAUAAUUACGUCAUAUGUGAUACUAUACCUGUUGUUUGAGGCCAAAAAAAAAAAAAAACCAUUCUGUUAUGGAUACUUUUGCUUCUUGUUUCCCCUUUUUCCUUAUCUACUUCGUUAUCAAUCUGAAGGCCUUUUUUAUGCAGGUAUACCUCAAAGAUGCUUCUGGCUGCAAUAAAUGAGCACUGUCAAAGGAACCUAUGAUUUCAUUUAUUUGCCAAUUGACUUCAAGAAGAAAUGCAACGUUAUGCAUUCAUCAACAUGAUUGAUCCACGACAGAUUAUUGCAUUCCAUAAGGCAUUCAAUGGCAAAAAAUGGGAAAAGUUUAACAGUGAAAAAGUGGCAUUGCUUGCAUAUGCUAGGAUUCAAGGAAAAGCUGCUCUUAUCGCCCAUUUCCAGAACUCAAGCUUGAUGGACGAAGAUAAACAAUGCCGCCCUAUGCUUUUUCAUACUGACAGUCCGAACGCUGGCGAUCAGGUUGGUUAUCAUGUCAAACUAGUGAAGGGGGAAAUGGAAGGAAACAGAGGGGAGGGGAAGGAAAUGGACUCUGUUUCCAUUUCUCUCAAACCAAACAGUGGGUUAAGGAGCCCCUUUCCCAUGGGUACUAACAUUCAAUCAAAACCCAGAAAGCCUCAAACAACCAGCCCUGAGAACAAUCGCCAAGUUAGCUCCUCGACUUCAGCAAAAGGGGAGGAACCUUCCAAUGGGCUAGAACCUUGGUCAGGUUAUCCCAAGUAUUCUAACUGAGCUGUCUGCUUUACCAAGCAGUAAUUGUGGAAGAGUAGUUUUGAUAACCCAAAUGCAUUUUGUAACUAUAGUUUCUUGACCAUUUCAUCUGUUUCUAGGAAAAUUUUUGUAUGAAUGGCCGAUAUGAGCACAGAGAACAGCUUAAAAAUGUUCCCGAGUCUAUGCAUGACUCCAAGGAUCCCUGUUGUUCUUAGUUUUGUAUACUGAUGUUUCCAAAUGUAAUUUCUUUCCUUUUUUCUCAAGGAGGGAGAGAAAAAUGUCAUAUUAUAAGUAUUCUACU